AUGGCCAGCCCAGCGCCCAACCUCUACAGCUUCCCCAACAAUGACGAGCUGGCCAAACAAUUACGGCCUUACGUCCUCCGCAACCAGAAUGCCGCGCUGAGCCGCCACGAGACCUUCCGCAUUGCGGUCUCCGGGGGCUCCCUCCCUACGGUUCUCGCCAAAGCCCUCCUGGCUCCCGGUAACGGAACUCCCGAAGACACCGCUCAGUUUUCCAGCUGGGACAUUUUCUUCGCCGAUGAACGCGCCGUGCCUCUCGACCACGAAGACAGCAACUACCGCCUAUUGAAGGAUGAGCUGCUGAGCAAGAUCCCGGCGGAACUGGGCACCCCCCGUGUGCACACCAUCGACCCGGCCCAUGUCAACGACGAAGAUCCCCAAGAGCUGGCAGAUCUGUACCAGGAGGAACUCAUGCGCAUCUUCGCGUCCAAGGACAGCGUCAAGCUGCCCGUGUUCGACCUGAUCCUUCUGGGUUGCGGCCCGGAUGGCCACACCUGCAGUCUCUUCCCCGGCCACGAGCUGUUGCGCGAAAAGGACUCCUGGGUCGCUGCCAUCAGCGAUUCGCCCAAGCCUCCUCCCAAGCGUAUCACGCUCACUCUGCCGGUCGUCACCCACGCCGUCAACGUCGCCUUCGUGGCCACUGGAGGUGGAAAGAAGGAGAUCAUGAAGCAGAUUUUCGAUGCGGAGGAGGGUCGCAGCCUUCCCUCGGCCCUGAUCAACCAGGGCGCCGGGGAGAAGGUGAGCUGGUUCACCGACCACGCGGCGGUGGACGGAGUCGCCUUCCCUCGACGAGGAAGCCUGUAA
Aspergillus steynii IBT 23096 is the source of this 801-nucleotide messenger RNA. Its product is annotated as 6-phosphogluconolactonase. The transcript has a single exon. Gene Ontology annotation, molecular function: 6-phosphogluconolactonase activity. Gene Ontology annotation, biological process: pentose-phosphate shunt; carbohydrate metabolic process. The record is from RefSeq and is a predicted model, not a curated record. Lineage: Eukaryota; Fungi; Ascomycota; Eurotiomycetes; Eurotiales; Aspergillaceae. Bases 1 to 801 code for a protein of 266 amino acids.